This is a messenger RNA of Tilletiaria anomala UBC 951, 2678 nucleotides long. RefSeq lists its product as uncharacterized. The record is from RefSeq and is a predicted model, not a curated record. The coding region runs from base 289 to 2418 and encodes 709 amino acids. The transcript has 3 exons. Lineage: Eukaryota; Fungi; Basidiomycota; Exobasidiomycetes; Georgefischeriales; Tilletiariaceae.
CCGCCUAGGUGAAAGGUUCGGCAGAUGCAGCGUAUGCACGAGAAGAGGGAAUACUCGACGUCGUGACGAAGCUUGGCGUGCGCGUUUCGCCCCGGCGGGCGAGCAGAGCUGUCGUUCGAAUGGGCGAUCGGUGACGGAGCGUGUUACGGACUGCCAUGGGGCGGGAACUGCGGGCUCAACGCUCAAGUUGCGCGCAUCGUUCUUUCUUCUUUACAUCGAGUAAGAGCAGCACGGGCUGACAUGUUAUGACUUACACACCGGUAUUGUCACAAAGAAAAGAGGCUCGCAAUGCCUGCUCCUGCACGAGACAAAAGUAAAGGGAAAGCGCGAGCUGUUGACCCUGUCACCGCAAGGACCUCGCCAUCGCCGUCAGCGUCGCAGCCGCAUUCGCUGUACUCCGCGCAGGAGCCAUCUCCGUCACAGAGGAAAAAGCGCGGACGCAAGCCAGGCCAAAGUAUCAAGUCGCGCCGCGUCCUGCGUCUCAACGAUGAUCCGUUUGACUCCUAUGCGUCCUUCGCAUAUGGAAGAGCGCCAGCGAACACUGCAGAAGGCGAAGCACCACCGCCUAGCCUGCGUCCGAUCGACAAUGAGGAUCCAUUCUGGUUUUUUACGGCGCGCCAACUGCGAAGGCAAUCUGGUUCAAGUGGAAGGCACGAGCUCUCGCAAUCUACACGAGACAAUACCCAGGUUGGCGGAGACCAAAAUGAAGAGGGCUCUGAACAAGCCGAGAGCAGCUCCUCUGCCGGAGCUCAGUUGCAGAAUGGGGUUGCGGCUUCAACCUCUGUGCAAUCACCAGCAUCUACAUCUACAACGGUGCCAAGGUGGAUGGCGUCAUUGACAGCCGAAGAAAUUCAAUCACGGUACCUGUACCGUGCACUGGAGCCCGAUAUUUUGUGCCUCAUGCCCAACUCUGAUCUGAUGAAGAGCAUACACGCGUACGCAGCGCAGCUGUACGCCGCUGCCGGAUUCCUGUCAGAGACGGACAGUCUACGUUCGCAGCCUCAUCCUCUGCCAAGUGAUCGCAAGGCUCAAAAGCGCAAGCCCAAGCAAAAAAGGCAAAAAAUGCAGACUCGCAAGCGGAGGCAGAAGAAGGCGAUUGUAGUUGAAGGAAACGCAGCGGCUGGAAAGACGGCCGAGAGCUUUGAUGAGUGGAGGGUCGAGAGAAACCAAGUCGGUGGUGCGAGAGACAGUGAUCGCAAUGGCGUUUCAGAUGCCGAGGCUGUGCCUGGUGGAAGUCAACCAGAUACAGCCAAAGAGUGUGAAGAGCAACCUGAAUUUAACUCUUCCUCGUCAGACGUCUCCGAUUAUGGAUCCAUUGGCUCAGAAUGCGAUGACGACACGGACCUCGUCGAAGGUGACCCUUGGAGCGAGUACAUACGAGCGCUCGAGGCAGCCACCAGAGCAAAACGCAAAUUACAGCGGAUCGAUGGGCGCGUACAUGCGUACAGAAGCAGUAGAGCGCAAGGUCGGGUUUCUAUACGACGCGGAAGCCUUCAAGCAGGCGAUACAGAUCCAGGCGGUGUGGAAAACGAAAAUUCGGAUGACGACGCAAGCGAAGGCGGUUUUCUGCCUGAGGAGGACGAGGAAAACCAGCUUCAGGAGCUACAAGCGCUGCAAGCGCAUCGAUCGAGACGCGCUGCAGGAUGGCAGCGCAGCAGAGAAGAACUCCUGCGGACCAUGCAGCAUGCGAACCAAGCUCGCGGCCGGCCAAAAGCAGUAGUGAGCCACGCCCAUCUUUCGCCCCCCCGUUCCUCUCAACCUAUAGCAGAACAGAUGUCGGAAGCUCGAGUGCUUAUGCACCCACACGAGGACUACGACGAUAUCGAAGACUUGCCUUUGGCUGCUACUGCUGCUUCGCUCCACUCGUCUUUUGGGACCGGUAAAACUCAAAGCGUGAAUAUGAACCGCACACUGGAUGGUAGUGCACUGGUCGCGCUGGCAAUCUUCGUCGAGGAGUGUAUCGCAGCGGAUUUGCCUCUUCAAGUCCAUGAUCAACUGACAGACGAUGACACCGGGCAUCAGAGAACGGGAGGCGGGGCCGACAUGCAUGAACAUCACAUCAACCCGGAUCUUCUGUCCUUUUUUUCGAGCGCGGUGUUCCAGAACCAAGUCUUCCCGGGAGUCGAAGCGCUGCCACUUGUCACAGCGCCUGACAGAGUCCAAGGCGACAUCGCCUCAGCAUCAAGGAGGCAACAGGAUGUGACCCAGGUCCGCCGACAGGAGAAACGCAGGAUGAUAACCGCUGCCAGCCCUGAACGCCUUUUCCUCGGCAGUGUCUCCGGGCAUAAUAGCGCAGGACGCGACGAAAUCGACGUGCUGGCCGAGGUCGCUGACGAAGACGGCAAUGUCUCCGAAGAUGGGCGGCCCUCCCAUCAGGCUACGAGCAGCGCUGGCGAGGUCAGCGAUGGCUUUGUGUGAAGGAUGCAUCAGAAGUUGCAGGCUAGAGCCUAGAACACAUCGUCACAGCGCCACACAUCAAUCGAUCAACGCUCUCUAAAUAUAAAUUGCAAGCUAGCCUGAUAUGCAUGAAACUGCGGCCGCUAGUAAGCAGUCAAAUGGGGGCAAAUGUCGACGGUACACAAAAUAUGCCAAUACUGGGCGCGAGCGGUGCGCUGUUGCGUGACAUGGCAUGCGCUAAAGUAGAAGAACAGUGUAAAUGCCAUUCGAUUUACUGCGAG